GGUCAUUAGAUCACAGUCGAACUGAAAUGAGUGACGUACUUCCUUUUUGAACGAAGCAAUGGCGUCGAGCGCAGAGGUUGCUGCUCCCAGCAAUGAAGAGGAAACCACAGAAACUCCAGCAGCACAGAAGAGAGAAGAAAGACUCCGAAAGUUCAGAGAGCUGCAUUUCAAGAGGAAUGAGGCCCGUAAGCUGAAUCAUCAGGAAGUGGUGGAGGAGGACAAGAGGCUGAAGCUGCCAACAAACUGGGAGGCCAAAAAAGCCCGUCUGGAGUACGAACUCAUGAAGGACCAAAAGAAGAAGGAGUGUGCGGAGCGCGGUGAGGACUACGACCGCGUGAAGCUCCUGGAGAUCAGCGCCGAAGAUGCAGAGAGAUGGGAGAGAAAGAAAAAGAAGAAAAACCCAGAUCCAGGAUUCUCAGGCUAUGCUGAGGCCCAGUUGAGACAGUACCAGAGACUGACGAAGCAGAUCAAGCCGGAUAUGGAUAACUAUGAGAAACAGAGAGAAGAGUGUGGAGAAGAUUUUCAUCCCACCUCCAACAGUCUGAUUCACGGCACUCACAUCCCGUCUAAAGAGAGCAUCGACCGCAUGGUGGACGACGUUGAGAAACAGAUUGAAAAGCGCUCGAAAUACAGUCGCCGCAGGGCCUAUAAUGACGAUGCUGACAUCGAUUAUAUCAACGAGAGAAACGCUAAAUUCAACAAGAAGGCUGAACGUUUCUACGGCAAAUACACCGCAGAGAUCAAACAGAACCUGGAGAGAGGAACAGCCGUGUAACUAUGGAGACUGUUACUAUGGAUUCAAAAUAUCUGCCAAGCAACCAGAAAUUAUGUACAAAUAUUUUUAAGCAUCGCACCUUUGAGGUGGUUCUUCUCUAUGGUGGUCUUGUGAAUUACUAUAAUUAUUAUUAUUAUAAUUUUUUUUUUUUUUAAACAAGUUUAAUCUUUUUUUCCCUGCCUCCUUAUUAUCUUAGCAAGUUUUACUUAUGGCAAAAAAUAUUUGCCUGUAGUAUCAGUGUUUUGCCUUGGUGUAAAUUCAUUUAGUUCCACAGCAGUUCUAAUCUACUUCAAUAAAAAAAAUCUUAUGAAA
This is a messenger RNA of Labeo rohita (rohu), 1087 nucleotides long. It is a transcript of the gene syf2, whose product is annotated as SYF2 pre-mRNA-splicing factor. The record is from RefSeq and is a predicted model, not a curated record. The transcript is spliced from 7 exons. Gene Ontology annotation, cellular component: post-mRNA release spliceosomal complex; catalytic step 2 spliceosome; Prp19 complex. NCBI's taxonomy places the organism in Eukaryota, Metazoa, Chordata, Actinopteri, Cypriniformes, Cyprinidae. The coding region runs from base 59 to 775 and encodes 238 amino acids.